AUGCACCAUCCCAAUUCAGCUAUAGAAAGAAUAUCAUUACCGAUAGAUGUGGGAGGUGUAGGCAUACUAGAUAUCCACCGUCUUCACCAAUCGCAAAUAAAGGCUCUCAGGCAAUAUUUUCAUGAAAAAUCCACUAAUCAUGCCUUGUUUAGAGCAGUAUGUCAAGCAGAUACAAAAAGUACACCUUUAAAACUUAGCGAUAUUGAAUAUGACCCUGAAGAUAAUAGAUUUUCGACCCAGUCCCAAAUACAAAGAUGGAAGCAAAAAGAACUGCACGGGAGCCACGCACAUCACCUGCUCCACGAAAAUACUGAUACUGAAGCAUCAAACCUAUAUCUAAGGGGAACUCUAUUUGCUGAGACUGUCGGAUUCAUAGGCGCCAUACAAGACCGAGUAAUGAAUACAAGAAACUACCAAAAAUACAUAUUGAAAAAUAAAAAUAUCGUUGACAAAUGUAGAAGGUGUGGAUCACCAAACGAAACCAUUGAACACAUAAUAUGCGGAUGUGAAACGCUAGCACCAAUGGACUACACCCAGAGACAUAACAAUGUAGCCAGAAUUAUACAUCAACAGUUAGCGAAGAACUUU
Messenger RNA from Psylliodes chrysocephalus, 588 nucleotides. NCBI's taxonomy places the organism in Eukaryota, Metazoa, Arthropoda, Insecta, Coleoptera, Chrysomelidae. The record is from the annotation of a GenBank genome assembly.